AUGUCGGAAAGCAAAAUAUUCUACAAGUAUAAGGCACAUGAAAUAAGAGGGGAGUUGGUUUCGGAUUCUGGUAAGGCCAGAGGUAGUUCGAAGAGGAAACUAUGUCUUCGAAAGAUUAUAGCGAAUUUGAUCAUGGGAAAUUAUCAUGAAAUGGCACAAUUAUUCGUUGACGUUCUACAAAUAUGGAAUAGUGAAAAUGAUUUAGAGAUAAAACGAAUGUGUCAUCAAUAUUUUUGCACUUUGACUCCAUCAAAGCCUGAUCAGUUAAGAAUGGCUCUCCCAAUUAUCCUACAAGACCUUCUAUCCAAUUCUGAAGAGCUGUGCAUUUUAUCAUUGCGCACAAUAACGUCGAUAGAUGAACCGGAGUAUAUUCAAGAAGGCUUCCAGCAUGUGAAGAAGCUAAUCAUGACAACUUCAAAAAUAUCUAUUCCACUAAGGAAGGCAGCUAUCCAUUCUCUGAUCAAAAUGGAUCAAUUAGAUCAUACGAAAGUUUUAGAACUAUAUUAUUUUCUCAUGGAUAUGUUGGACUACGGUAAAGAAGAACCCACAAUAUUGGUUGCCGCUGUCACAGUACUUCAUGAAAUUCAUGUUAGCAAUCCUGAUAUGAACCCACUCCAACUAACGCAGAACAUAUGCUUCAAUCUCUUAGAGGUAUUAGGAAAAAUCAAUGAAUGGGAUAUUGCGAUUCUAUUCGAUAUACUUACUACUGCAUACUUACCAAAAACGCAUUCUGAAGCUCACCAUCUUAUCGAUCUUUCUGUACCGAAAUUGCAUAAUUUGAAUUCAUCUGUCGUGCUCAAUGCUCUAAAAUUUAUUAUCUAUCUAACAAAUUACGUUGAUUACAUUGAAGAGAGGCUUGUGAGAAAGUUCUCAAGCUCCUUGACUUCUUUAUUGAAUAAGCCUCCUGAAAUUCAAUUUCUGGUAUUGAGAAAUGUAAUCUUACUUUUACUAUCGCGUGACUCUCCACUGAUACACCUUGAACCUAAUAACUUCUUCAUUGAAUAUUCUGACCCGACUUAUAUCAAAGAUACAAAAUUAGAGAUUUUAUAUCUCUUAGCGAAUGAAGAAAACACUUCUCAAAUUCUUGACGAAUUAAAGGGUCAAGCAACAGAUAUCGAUAUCCAAAUGUCCAAAAAGUCAAUCAGAGCAAUUGGUAAUUUGGCAGUUAAGUAUCCACAUUCAGCAAGAUAUAGUGUUGACGUCUUGCUCGAACUUCUAGAAUUUGGCGUCGAUUACAUUGUGCAGGAAGUCGUUUCCAUGCUCAAAAAUGUUCUAAGGAAAUACCCUAAUCAGUUUGACUUCGUAGUUCCACUUUUACCGCAAUAUUCUGAUUCCAUCCAAGAUUCUGAAUCGAAAUGUGCAAUGAUAUGGAUCGUCACCAACCAUUCAAAUCAAUUGGAAGACCCAAUAGGUGUAUUCCGCAAAUAUUCUGAUAACUUCAAUACUGAAGGUCUAGAAGUUCAAUUAUUGCUUCUCAACUCGGCAGUGAAAUUUUUCUGCAGAGCGCAAUCAAAAGAAACUGAACAGUUGUGUCUUAAAUUAUUGUCAGGAGCCACAGAAAUUAACGAUAAUCCCGAUCUUAGAGAUAAUGCAUAUAUGUAUUGGAGAUUAUUGUCAUUGGCAGGAAACUCUUCUGAGCCACUAUUUAACAACGAUGUGGUACGGGACAUGAUAGAUGGUGAACUUCCUGUCAUUGAAAUCAACACAAAAUUGGAUCCAAUUGUUAGAGAAGAGUUGGAGUUAAACAUUGGUAGCAUUUUAUCGGUAUAUUUGAAGCCUGUUUCCCAAGUUUUCCGGGGUGUAAGCCCUAAGAAGUUGCCGGAAAGUCCAGCACUUAAUCAUGAAAAAUCAUCCUUGUCUAUAAUUAAUGACUCUAUCAGUAACAAUUCUACUGGAAGUUUCCACGGUUCUGAUACUACUCGGAGAUCCAGUUCUCCAAUUAAGAAAAUGACAGAUUUCGAUAGACCAGCUGAAACAGUAAACCAACUGAAAGACAAAAGAAAAUCCAGCAUAUCUCUUUCAGCGACAAAACUAGCAAGAAAGCCAUCGAUGCUCGCAAGAAAAUUGUCGAUGCGGAAGCCUUUCCAAUGA
Kluyveromyces lactis is the source of this 2091-nucleotide messenger RNA. It is a transcript of the gene APL1, whose product is annotated as Apl1p. NCBI's taxonomy places the organism in Eukaryota, Fungi, Ascomycota, Saccharomycetes, Saccharomycetales, Saccharomycetaceae. Gene Ontology annotation, biological process: vesicle-mediated transport; intracellular protein transport. Gene Ontology annotation, cellular component: membrane coat. The transcript has a single exon. Gene Ontology annotation, molecular function: clathrin binding. The record is from RefSeq and is a predicted model, not a curated record. Bases 1 to 2091 code for a protein of 696 amino acids.